This is a messenger RNA of Lampris incognitus (smalleye Pacific opah), 12510 nucleotides long. It is a transcript of the gene dnah9, whose product is annotated as dynein, axonemal, heavy chain 9. The record is from RefSeq and is a predicted model, not a curated record. NCBI's taxonomy places the organism in Eukaryota, Metazoa, Chordata, Actinopteri, Lampriformes, Lampridae. Gene Ontology annotation, molecular function: ATP binding; minus-end-directed microtubule motor activity; dynein intermediate chain binding. Gene Ontology annotation, biological process: microtubule-based movement. Gene Ontology annotation, cellular component: dynein complex.
AUGGACCCUGUUCCGGCCGAGGAGGACCAAAGGUUCACUUUUAUAGAGGACUACGUGUUGAGUACUCUGAAACUCACACAGGACCGGUGGCAAAAAUGCCUUUCCAGCGAGGACGACAGACAAAUAAUUCAGGAGUUUUUGGACAAACCCGACCGGGUCACGCUGGUCGUGUCAGUGAACGCGGGUGGACUCCCGCAACCCGCCGCCGGCUUCCCGGCGAGCCGCGGGGCGAAGGCGGCGUACUUCGUUAAACAACGCCCAACAGCGCUGACGCCCGACUCCCUGAGGCGCGACGUGAUUUACGGAGACUUGUCCUACGCCCCGCUCGACCAGUUCGCCGCUCUCGUUGAAGAGGUAGUGGUCCCGCUGCUGUCCAACGGUAGGAACCAUAGCGAAUGGCCACAAGUUGUGUCUCAAGACAUCAGGCGUCAUGUACACUCCCUGAAGACCAACGUAUUUGUGAUGUCCGGCCAGGUCAAAGGCAAGACUCUCUUGCCCCUUCCUCUGGGGUCAGAGAGAGUGGAGCAAGCUGCCUUGGAAAGAGACAAAAGCGGAGACUUAGUGGAUAAGAGUGUGAUCCACGCCAUAGAGUCAGUAGUGAUAGAGUGGAGCCACCAGCUCUGUGCUGUCCUAAAGAAAGACUCCUCUGAGGCUCUGCUGGAAGACCACAGUCCUACACCACACACAGAGCUGCUCUUCUGGAAGAACAGACAUGCAGACCUGGAGUGCAUCCACUCCCAGCUGAAGUCCUCUAAAGUCACCAAGAUGGCGGUGCUGUUGGAGGCCAUGGAGAGCAGCUACUACCCUGCCUUCAGAAACUUGCAACAGGAUGUCCUUGCAGCUCUGGAGGAGGCUAAGGAUAUCUGCACCUACUUGAGGCCUCUGCAGCAUCUGUUUGAGGACAUGGAGAAUGCAGACUUUCCCGACGUCAAGGUUCAGAUUGCACCUCUGAUGCACGCGAUUUGUCUGGUGUGGGCCAACUCCAGAUACUACAACACCCCGGCACGCCUCAUUGUUCUGUUGCAAGAGACCUGCAAUCUCCUCAUGCAACAGGCACACACAUAUCUGAGUCCAGAGGAGAUUCUGACGGGGGAGAUUUCAGAGAGUCUGCUGAAGGUGCGGACGAGUCUGGAGACCCUCCAGCUCUUCAGAACCAGCUAUGAGGAACGCAGGGCUAAUCUGGACCACUACCAGAAAAAUGGGAGGUCAGUAAAGCCUUGGGACUUCUCCUCGCACAUGGUCUUUUCUGGAUUGGACCGAUUCAUCAGAAGAGUCAAGACCAUUGAGGACAUCCUUUUAACGGCGGUGGACCUGCUGAAACUGGAGAAGAUGGAGUUCGGUGGCAUCAAAGGCCGAGGCCUCAGCCAGCAGAUCCAAUGGCUCCACCAAGACUUCCUUGAUACCUUCAAAUUCUUCACAGAGAAACUCUAUGACUGUUUGGACCUCAGCAACAGGGAGUUUGAUGAGGAUGUGAGAGGGUUCAAAUUGAAGGUGGACGACACAGACCGCCGUUUAGGGGCCAUCUUCUGUCAGGCCUUUGAUGAUGCCUCAGGACUGGAGAACACCUUCAAGGUCCUGGACAUGUUUGGCAGCCUAUUGGAGCGCCCCCUAGUGGCUGCAGAUGCUCAGGCUCGAUAUCCUCUCCUUGUAUCCAUGUUUGACAUGGAGCUGGACGGCUGUAAACUCCUCUUCAACAGGCACAAGCAAACUGCCGAGGAGCUUGGUUACAGUCAAGUGGACAAGAACAUGCCGGCAAUAGCUGGUGGGCUGAGAUGGGCGCAGCAGCUACAGGGGCGCAUCGGGGCCCCCUUUUCUAAGUUCAGACACGUCUCUUACCCGUGUUUGGAGUCUGCAGAGGGGUGCAGGGCGAUCCAGAAGUACGAGGAGAUGAUGCACCUCCUGGAGAGGUACUCGAACAGCUUGUACGAGAUGUGGGCCGAGACGGUGACCGAGAGGUCGCAGUUGAACCUCAGCCUGCCAUUGAUCAGCAGGGACCCCGCCACACGUCUGAUCUCAGUCAACUUCAACCCUCAGCUGGUGUCUGUGCUGCGGGAGGUGAAGUACCUGGAGGCCAGACGGGCCCAGGCCAUCCCUGACAUCGCAGUACAAAUCUACACCACCAGGGGGCAGCUGUGGCAAUUUGUGGCUAACCUGGAGCUCACCACGGGGCGAUACAACAAGGUGAUGUGCUCGGUGCUAGACGUGGAGUACCCUCUAGUUCAUCACCAGCUAAGAGACAUUGACAUUCAGCUCAAGCAGGCUGAGGAGAGCCUCAGCUGGAACAGCCAAGGUAUCUGGGAGUUUAUUCUGGAGACGCGUGACCGCGUGUGUGACCUCGAGAGCCGUCUCCAGAGGACCAAGGACAACGUGGAGGAAAUCCAGAGCUGCAUGAGGUCCUGGGCCAUCCCCGUGUUUGACCGAAAAGAGGGCAGGAAAGACACGCUGCUGAGUCUGGAGGACAGGGCUGAAAGGAUGGACAGGUUUUACGGAGCGAUUCGCUCCUCCGGAGAGAGGGUCCACUUCCUGCUUAAGAGCAACCUGGAGCUGUUCGGAGCAGAGCCUUCGUCUGACGAGUGGAAGGCCUAUGUGGAGCACAUCGACGACAUGGUGGUGGAUGGCUGCUUCAACAGCAUCGAGUGUUCCCUCAGAUUCCUCCUGGAUAACACGGACCAAAGAGCAGGCGUAGCCCCCCUGUUUGAGGUCCAGUUGGACCUGAGGGUCCCCGACCUGGUGUUCAACCCUUCUCUGGAGUUCGGAGCUGGAGAUGGAUUUUAUGACCUGGUGGAGAGUCUCGUCAACGACGUGUACAGAAUGUCUUCUCUGGUCCCGCGCCUCGCCCAGCACUACCCCUUCCCUCACUACCAGGCCGACAUGGAAGACAUGGCAGACCUGGCCGACAUGCGGCAGCAGCUGAUGGAGCGCGUGCAGGGCGUCAUGGCGACAUGCUGCGAGUUCCGGGAUUCUCUGGAGCGCUUCGCCUACCUCUACGUGGACGACAGGAAGGAGUUCAUGCGGCAGUUCCUGUUAUACGGCCAUGUUCUGACCAGCCAGGAGAUCGGGGCCCACAUUGAGGACGGGGUCCCAGAAAACCCACCAACACUAGACAAUUUUAGGGAGCAGGUGGAUGGCUACGAGUACCUUUACGAGGAGGUGCAGGAGCUGGAGCCGCUCCGUGUCUUCCUGGGUUGGAUGAGGGUUGAUGGACGUGCCUUCAAGAGCGCCCUGCUCAACAUCAUCAAGAAGUGGAGCUUCAUGUUCAAACAGCACCUCAUCCAGCACGUCACAACCAGCCUGUCUGAUCUGGACGAGUUUAUCGUGGUGGCCGAGGCCGGUCUGGGCCAGCAAGUGGAGGAGGGAGACUACGGUUCCCUGGUGAGGGUCAUGGGUCACCUGCUGGCUGUCAAGGAGAGACAAAGCACCACGGAUGCCAUGUUUGAGCCCCUGCAGCAAACCAUUGCUCUACUGAAGGAGUAUGAGCAGGAGCUGCCCGACAUGGUGUACAAGCAGUUAGAGGACCUGCCAGAGAAGUGGACUAAUGUGAAAAAGCUGGCGGUAGUGGUCAAACAGCAGGUGGCGCCAUUGCAGGCCAGCGAGGUGGCCAGCCUGCGUAGGAGGUGCGCCUCGUUCGAGGUGGAGCAGUACGCCUUCAGAGAGAGCUUCCGCAAGCACGGCCCAUUCAGGUUCGACAGCGAGAACCCUUUCGCGAUGUUGGAUGUGUCCCAUCGGCAGAUCCAGGGGAGGGAAGCGGUGAUGGCCUCUCUGGUGGAGUCCGCCAGCCUCUUCGAGGUCACCAUCUCCGAUUACAAACAGCUUCGGCAGUGCAGGCGCGAGGUGGGCCAGCUGAAGGAGCUGUGGGACAUGAUCACCGCGGUGGAGUCCAGUAUGGCCGCCUGGAAAACCACUCCCUGGAGAGACAUCAACGUAGAUGACAUGGAGCUGGAGUGUAAACAGUUCUCCAGAGAUAUCCUGGCACUGGAUAAGGAGGUGAGAGCCUGGGAGGCCUUUACAGGUUUGGACAGCAGGAUGAAGAACCUCCUCACCUCCCUCCGUGCCGUGGCUGAGCUCCAAAACCCGGCCAUACGAGCCAGACACUGGCAUCAGCUGAUGGCCACUACUGGAGUCCGCUUCACCAUGGACCAGGAGACCUCUCUGGCCGACUUGCUGCAGCUCAACCUGCACUGCUUUGAAGAUGAGGUGAGAGGCAUCGUGGACAAGGCUGUGAAAGAGAUGGGCAUGGAGAAGGUCCUCUCUGAGCUCAACUCCACAUGGACAGGCAUGCAGUUUCAGUACGAGCCCCACCAUCGCACCCACGUGCCUUUGCUGCAGUUAGACGAGGACCUGAUUGAGACCCUGGAGGACAACCAAGUGCAGCUGCAGAAUCUCAUGUCUUCCAAGUACAUUGCCCACUUCCUGGAGGAAGUUUCAUCUUGGCAGCGCAAGCUGUCUGUGGCGGACUCGGUUAUCUCCAUCUGGUUUGAGGUCCAGCGCACCUGGAUCCACCUAGAGAGCAUCUUCAUCGGCUCCACAGACAUACGUGCACAACUGCCUGAGGAUUCCAAGCGCUUUGAAGGGAUUGAUGCUGAUUUCAAAGAGCUGGCGAACGCAGCCCGUAAAACGCCUAACGUACUGGAGGCCACCAAUAAACCGGGCCUGCUCGGCAAACUGGAGGACAUUCAGAGCAGGCUGUCUAUGUGUGAGAAGUCUCUGGCUGAAUAUCUGGACACGAAACGUCUGGCAUUCCCCAGAUUUUACUUCAUUUCCUCUGCUGAUCUGCUGGAUAUCCUCUCCAAUGGAACCAAUCCACACCAGGUCCAGAAGCAUCUGUCUAAGUUGUUUGACAACAUGGUGAAGAUGCAGUUUGAUACAAAUACAGAUGGGAAUCCUACUAAGACCGGCGUGGGCAUGUACAGUAAAGAGGAAGAGUACGUCCCAUUUAACCAACCCUGUGACUGCACUGGACAGGUUGAGGUUUGGUUGAACCGUGUUCUUGAUACGAUGCGCUCCACGGUGCGCCACGAGAUGACCGAGGCAGUGAUGGCUUAUGAAGACAAACCCAGGGAGCAGUGGCUGUUCGACUAUCCAGCUCAGGUGGCUCUGACAUGUACCCAGAUCUGGUGGACGUCUGACGUUGGCAUGGCUUUUGCCCGCCUUGAGGAGGGUUACGAGAACACAAUGAAGGAGUACUACAGGAAGCAGGUGUCCCAGCUCAACACACUUAUCUCCAUGCUGAUUGGCCAGCUGUCACCAGGUGAUCGCCAGAAGGUUAUGACCAUCUGCACCAUCGACGUGCAUGCCAGGGAUGUGGUGGCUAAGAUAAUUGCCCAAAAGGUGGAGAACUCCCAGGCUUUUGUGUGGCUGUCUCAGCUUCGACACCGCUGGGAUGAGAAAGAAGGACACUGUUUCGCAAACAUCUGCGAUGCCCAGUUUCUCUACUCUUACGAAUACCUGGGAAACACCCCUCGAUUAGUCAUCACCCCUCUUACUGACAGAUGCUACAUCACUCUGACCCAGUCACUCCACCUGACCAUGAGUGGAGCUCCGGCUGGGCCCGCCGGCACAGGGAAGACGGAGACCACCAAAGACCUGGGACGAGCCCUGGGCAUCAUGGUCUACGUAUUUAACUGCUCUGAGCAGAUGGACUACAAGUCCUGUGGGAAUAUCUACAAGGGCCUGGCUCAGACCGGGGCCUGGGGCUGCUUUGAUGAGUUCAACAGGAUCUCGGUGGAGGUGCUGUCUGUGGUGGCCGUGCAGGUGAAGAGCAUCCAGGACGCCAUCCGCGAUAAGAAGCGGAGGUUUAACUUCAUGGGGGAAGAAGUGGAUCUUUCCCCAUCCGUAGGCAUCUUCAUCACUAUGAACCCAGGCUAUGCUGGCAGGACCGAGUUACCUGAGAACCUCAAGGCUCUUUUCAGACCGUGUGCAAUGGUGGUUCCAGACCUUGAGCUGAUAUGUGAGAUCAUGUUGGUGGCUGAAGGCUUCAUUGACGCUCGAAUCCUGGCGAGGAAGUUUAUCACCCUGUACACGCUCUGUAAAGAGCUGCUUUCCAAACAGGACCACUAUGAUUGGGGCCUGCGAGCAAUCAAAUCAGUUCUUGUGGUCGCUGGCUCGCUGAAGAGAGGAGACCCGGAGCGAGCGGAGGACCAAGUUCUGAUGAGAGCCCUGAGAGACUUCAACAUCCCAAAGAUUGUGACUGACGACAUGCCUGUGUUCAUGGGACUGAUAGGAGACCUGUUUCCCUCCCUGGAUGUGCCCAGGAAAAGAGACAUGGAGUUUGAGAAACACGUAAAGGAGUCUGUGCUGGACUUGAAGCUGCAAGCGGAGGACAACUUUGUACUCAAGGUCGUGCAGCUGGAGGAGUUAUUGGCAGUGCGCCACUCCGUGUUUGUGGUGGGUAACGCGGGCACGGGAAAGAGCCAGGUGAUGAGGUCACUGCAGAGGACCUACCAGAACAUGAAACGACGGCCGGUAUGGACGGACCUUAACCCCAAGGCGGUGACCAACGACGAGCUUUUCGGCAUCAUCAACCCCACAACUAGAGAGUGGAAAGACGGGCUGUUUUCCAGUAUCAUGCGUGAGCUGGCCAACCUAAAUCACAACGGGCCCAAGUGGAUUGUUUUGGAUGGUGAUAUUGACCCUAUGUGGAUAGAGUCACUAAACACUGUCAUGGAUGACAACAAGGUUCUGACCCUUGCUAGUAAUGAACGUAUCACCCUGAACCAUACGAUGAGACUGGUCUUCGAAAUCAGCCACCUUCGCACAGCUACACCUGCCACUGUGUCGAGAGCAGGUAUCCUUUACAUAAACCCUGCAGACCUUGGCUGGAACCCCCCCGUGUCCAGCUGGAUUGACAGAAGGGAGGUCCAAUCAGAGAAGGCCAACCUCACAAUUCUGUUUGACAAGUACAUUCCCUCUUGCCUGGAUACCAUGAGAUCAAGGUUUAAGAUGAUCAUCCCUAUUCCAGAACAGAGUAUGGUCCAGAUGUUGUGUUACCUGCUGGAGUGUCUGCUGACCCCUGAAAACACCCCACCAGACUGUGCUAAGGAGCUCUAUGAGCUCUACUUUGUCUUUGCUGCUAUUUGGGCCUUCGGGGGAGCCAUGUUCCAGGACCAGCUGGUGGACUACAGAGUGGAGUUCAGUAAGUGGUGGUUGACGGAGUUCAAAACCAUCAAGUUCCCAUCCCAGGGCACCGUGUUUGAUUACUACAUCGACCCGGAAACAAAGAAGUUUGAACUCUGGUCCAAAAUGGUACCCAGCUUCGAAAUGGAUGCAGAUACGCCACUUCAGGCAUGUCUGGUCCACACCGCAGAGACCAUUCGGGUGCGAUACUUCAUGGAUCGGCUCCUGGAGCGCCGUCGGCCGGUCAUGCUAGUUGGGAACGCAGGCACUGGGAAAUCUGUUCUGUUUUGGGACAAACUGGGAUCCCUGCACCCAGAGAAAUACAUGAUAAAAAAUGUCCCCUUUAACUAUUACACCACCUCCGCUAUGCUCCAAGUGGUUCUAGAGAAACCUCUAGAAAAGAAAGCAGGGCGCAACUACGGACCUCCAGGCAACAGACGACUGGUCUACUUCAUAGAUGACAUGAACAUGCCAGAGUUGGACGCAUAUGGCACUGUCCAGCCCCACACACUCAUACGUCAGCACAUGGACUACAACCACUGGUAUGACCGAAGUAAACUGCUAUUGAAGGAAGUCCACAAUGUGCAGUAUGUGUCCUGCAUGAACCCAACCGCUGGCAGCUUCACCAUCAACCCAAGACUGCAGCGGCACUUCUCCGUCUUUGCCCUGUCUUUUCCCGGAGCUGAGGCCCUGAUCACCAUCUACACCUCGAUCCUAACGCAGCACCUGAGGAAAGGGGGCUUCAGCACAGCGGUGGAGAAAAGCUGCUUGACCUUGGUUCAGUUAGCCCUGGCCCUCCAUCACCGUCUCGCCGCCUGCUUCCUCCCCACCGCAGUAAAGUUUCAUUACAUCUUCAACCUCCGGGACCUCUCUAACAUAUUCCAGGGCAUCCUCUUCUGUUCCAGGGAGUGUCUGAAAAGCCCCAUGGACCUGCUGAAAAUCUACCUACACGAGUCCAACAGGGUCUACCGGGACAAGCUGGUGGAGGAGCGCGACUUUCAGGCCUUUGAUAAGCUGCAGGAGGACACAGUGAAAAAGUUCUACGAGGAUAUAGAAGAGACCCUGGAGCAGACCAGGGAGAUGAAUCUGUAUUGCCACUUUGCCUGUGGGCUGGGGGAGACCCGGUACAUGGCCGUGGAGUCCUGGAACAGCCUCAGUAAAACCCUCGUAGAGGUUCUGGACAGAUACAACGAGGUCAACGCUGCCCUCAACCUGGUGCUGUUUGAGGAUGCCAUGGCUCACAUCUGCCGUAUAAACCGUAUCCUGGAGUCUCCACAGGGAAAUGCGCUCCUGGUCGGCGUGGGUGGAAGUGGCAAGCAGAGUCUCACCCGAUUAGCUGCCUUUAUCUCCAAUCUGGAAGUGUUUCAGAUCACCUUGAGGAAAGGCUACGGCAUCCCGGACCUCAAGAGUGACCUGGCGUCUCUGUAUGUCAAAGCCGGCGUGAAGAACGUUGGCACCGUGCUCCUAAUGACUGACGCCCAGGUGGCCAACGAGAAGUUCCUCAUUCUGGUCAACGAUCUUCUGGCAUCAGGGGAAAUACCUGACCUUUUCCCAGAUGACGAAGUGGAGAACAUCCUCGCCGCCGUGAGGACAGAGGUCCGCGGCGUGGGCCUGAUGGACACACGGGAAAACUGUUGGAAGUUCUUUAUCGAUCGCGUUCGCCGACAACUCAAGGACCCUGAAUUCCAGCCUGACCUGGUGGCCUCCAAGUCAUAUGCAGCCGCAGGCCUUUGUUCCUGGGUCCUGAACAUAGUCAAGUUCUACCAGGUGUACUGCGAGGUCGAGCCUAAGCGACAGGCACUGAACAAGGCCAACGCGGAGCUGGCCACCGCCCAGGAAAAACUGACCACCAUCAAGACCAAGAUCAACCUCCUCAAUGAGAACUUGGCCAAACUGACGGCCAAGUUUGAAAAAGCAACGGCGGAGAAGCUCAAGUGCCAGCAGGAAGCAGAGUCCACCGCACGCACCAUCUCCCUGGCCAACCGGCUGGUGGGAGGUCUGGCAUCAGAGAACGUCCGCUGGGCAGAGGCCGUGGAGAACUUCAGGAGACAGGAGAGGACUCUGUGUGGAGAUGUCCUCCUCAUCACAGCCUUUGUCUCCUACCUUGGCUACUUCACCAAACGCUACAGGCUCCAGCUCAUGGACAACACCUGGAAGCCAUAUCUCAGUCAGCUGAAGGUUCCUAUCCCAGUGACUCCUGACCUGGACCCACUGACCAUGCUAAUGGACGAUGCUGACAUUGCAGCGUGGCAGAACGAGGGACUGCCCGCUGACAGGAUGUCCACCGAAAAUGCCACCAUUCUCACCUCCUGCCAGCGUUGGCCCCUCAUGGUAGACCCCCAGCUGCAAGGCAUGAAGUGGAUCAAAAACAAGUAUGGAGAGGACCUGUGUGUCAUACGCAUUGGACAGAGAGGAUACUUAGAUGCCAUAGAGAGAGCACUGGAAGCUGGUGAUGUAGUUCUCAUUGAGAACCUAGAGGAGACUGUAGAUCCUGUUCUUGGACCUCUACUGGGUCGAGAAACCAUCAAGAAGGGCAGGUACAUAAAGAUUGGGGAAAAGGAGUGCGAGUACAACCCAAACUUCCGCCUCAUCCUUCACACAAAGCUAGCAAGCCCCCACUACCAGCCGGAGCUCCAGGCCCAAUGCACCCUGAUGAACUUCACCGUGACCAGGGACGGCCUGGAGGACCAGCUACUGGCUGCUGUGGUCAGCAUGGAAAGACCUGAUCUGGAAGAACUGAAGUCCGACCUGACAAAGCAGCAGAACAGUUUUAAGAUCACCUUGAAGACACUAGAGGACAACCUGCUGUCCCGUCUGUCCUCCGCCUCCGGGAACUUCUUGGGGGACACCGAGCUAGUGGAGAACCUGGAGACCACCAAGCGCACUGCUGCCGAGAUAGAGGAGAAGGUAAAAGAAGCCAAGGUGACAGAGGCCAAAAUCAAUGAGGCUCGGGAACACUACCGGCCGGCCGCUGCUCGGGCCUCCUUAUUGUACUUCAUAAUGAAUGACCUCAAUAAAAUCCACCCCAUGUACCAGUUCUCUCUCAAGGCAUUCAGUGUGGUGUUCCAGAAAGCAGUCCUGAAGGCCCAGCCAGACGAAACUUUGAAGCAGCGGGUGUCCAACCUAAUUGACAGCAUCACGUCCUCAGUGUUUCAGUACACCACUAGAGGCCUGUUUGAGUGCGAUAAGCUCACCUACCUUGCACAGCUUGUCUUUCAGAUAUUGCUGAUGAAUAAAGAGCUAAACCCUGCUGAGUUGGACUUUGUCCUGAGGUACCCUGUCCAGCCAGGUUCAACAUCGCCUGUGGAUUUCCUCUCCAACCACUCUUGGGGCGGGAUCAAGUCCCUGUGUUGUAUGGAGGAGUUCAGGAACUUGGACAGAGACAUUGAAGGUUCAGCGAAGCGCUGGAAGAAGUUCCUGGAGUCCGAGUGUCCAGAGAAAGAGAAAUUCCCGCAAGAGUGGAAGAGCAAAACCUCCCUCCAGAGACUGUGCAUGAUGAGGGCCAUGAGGCCUGACCGCAUGACCUACGCCGUCAGAGACUUUGUGGAGGAGAAACUGGGGAGCAAAUACGUGAUUGGCAGAUCGCUGGACUUUGCCGUCUCCUUUGAAGAGUCUAGCCCGGCUACUCCCAUGUUCUUCAUCCUGUCUCCUGGCGUUGACCCUUUGAAGGAUGUGGAAAAACAUGGAAAGAAACUUGGCUACACUUUUGACAACCACAACCUCCACAACGUUUCCUUGGGCCAGGGUCAGGAGGUUGUAGCUGAACAAGCUCUGGACAUCGCCGCUAAGGAGGGCCACUGGGUGAUAUUACAGAAUAUCCAUCUGGUGGCUCAGUGGCUGGGCUCCCUGGAGAAACAUCUGGAGCAGCAUGGGGAAGGCAGCCACCACAACUUCAGGGUAUUCAUCAGCGCCGAGCCCUCCUCCACCCCGGAGGGACACAUCAUCCCGCAAGGCAUCCUGGAAAACUCAAUCAAGAUCACCAACGAGCCACCCACCGGCAUGCACGCCAACCUGCACAAGGCCUUGGACAACUUCAACCAGGACACUUUGGAAAUGUGUGCACGGGAGAAUGAGUUCAAGAGCAUUCUGUUUGCGCUGUGCUAUUUCCACGCGGUGGUGGCAGAGAGGAGGAAGUUCGGUCCUCAGGGCUGGAACAGAUCGUACCCCUUUAAUACCGGAGACCUGACCAUCUCUAUUAAUGUCCUCUACAACUACCUAGAGGCAAACGCAAAGGUGCCAUAUGAUGACCUGCGCUACCUGUUUGGUGAGAUCAUGUAUGGAGGUCACAUCACGGACGACUGGGACCGCAGACUGUGUCGGACCUACCUGGAGGAAUUCAUCAGGCCUGAGAUGAUGGAGGGUGAGCUCCACCUAGCACCCGGCUUUCCUCUCCCCGGAAACAUGGACUACCACAGCUACCACCAGUACAUCGAUGACGCACUUCCGGCCGAGUCCCCCUACCUGUAUGGCCUCCACCCCAACGCCGAGAUCGGCUUCCUGACGCAGAUUUCCGAGAAGCUUUUCCGCACUGUGCUGGAGUUGCAGCCCAGGAACGGGGGAGCAGGGGAGGGCAGCGGUGCCACUCGGGAAGAAAAGGUGCAUGUGGUACUUGAAGAAAUCAUGGAAAAGCUCCCUGAGGAAUUCAACAUGGUGGAGCUGCUCUGCAAGGCGGAGGAGAGGACCCCGUACCAGGUGGUGGCUUUGCAGGAGUGUGAGCGCAUGAACCUUCUCACACAGGAGAUUCGACGCUCGCUACUUGAGCUCAACCUCGGCCUCAAGGGAGAGCUAACCAUGACCAGCGAUAUGGAGAACCUUCAGAGCUCUAUCUUCCUGGACCUGGUACCGGACAGUUGGACCAAGCGGGCUUAUCCAUCCACGUCUGGUUUGGCCCUGUGGUUCACAGAUCUACUGGUCAGGAUUAAGGAACUGGAGGCCUGGACAACUGACUUUCUUUUGCCAUCAGCAGUUUGGCUGUCUGGCUUCUUCAACCCCCAGUCCUUUCUUACUGCAAUCAUGCAGGCUAUGGCUCGAAGGAACGAGUGGCCUUUGGACAGGAUGUGUCUACAGUGUGAUGUCACAAAGAAGAAUCGUGAGGACUUCAGUUCUCCUCCACGUGAAGGCGCCUACAUACAUGGGCUAUAUAUGGAGGGUGCACGUUGGGACACACAGGUCGGCAUGAUCGUGGAAGCCCGUCUGAAAGAGCUCACGCCGACCAUGCCUGUGAUCUUCAUCAAGGCCAUCCCCGUGGAUAAGCAGGAGAUGAGGAAUGUCUAUCAGUGCCCAGUCUAUAAGACCUGUCAGAGAGGACCCACCUACGUUUGGACCUUCAACCUCAAGACCAAAGAAAAUCCUUCAAAGUGGACCUUAGCUGGGGUGGCCUUGCUUCUGCAGACCUAG